Molecule: messenger RNA, 364 nt
Organism: Acanthoscelides obtectus
Lineage: Eukaryota; Metazoa; Arthropoda; Insecta; Coleoptera; Chrysomelidae
Source: the annotation of a GenBank genome assembly
UGUCAACAAAGUCGCGACACACAUCAGUCAAGUGCACAUGUGUUUAUUGAGUAACAAGGUUAGUUUACCAUUCAUUCCCGCUUAAAUUUUGUGGUGCAAAAACUAAUCAAGGAUAAAAAAAGACAUAAAACGUGACAGAAUGUCAUCGAACAUUCAGAGAGAUCCUGAUUCUACUGUAGAAUGGCCUGCAAAAAGAAAAAGGAAAACAAGAAAAUGUGAGGUUAUAAAGCAGUUGAAAGUAGCUGGAGCAGCCCAUACAAAUCAAAAGGGUAUUCAUGUACCUGCUAGAUCUAUAGGACCGAACUGUGGUAUAAAUAUUCAGAAAAUUUCAGCACUAGAUUUAGUACUAGUGAUUAUAAAAUGA